This is a messenger RNA of Gambusia affinis (western mosquitofish), 5456 nucleotides long. Its product is annotated as chemokine-like protein TAFA-1. Gene Ontology annotation, molecular function: receptor ligand activity. The transcript is spliced from 7 exons. The record is from RefSeq and is a predicted model, not a curated record. NCBI's taxonomy places the organism in Eukaryota, Metazoa, Chordata, Actinopteri, Cyprinodontiformes, Poeciliidae. The coding region runs from base 943 to 1350 and encodes 135 amino acids. Gene Ontology annotation, biological process: neuroblast differentiation; regulation of neuroblast proliferation.
CGCUCCUCUCACCCUGCUUGCUGCUCCCAGAGUCGCUAGCUGUCAUGACUUUUGUUACGCGAGUAACUUCAGAAAGCUCCAAGUCAAGACAUCCCAAAUUGUCUAGUCCCAAAGGAUGAGAAAAAAGGAGGAAAACGUACGUAAACAAAGAAUCCUACUCCUUGUUUAUUGCAGAUGUGUUAUUGAGAUAUUUAAAUCUCAGGCAUGGGCCUUGAGCAAGCCCUCCUCCUGUCGCCCUCACCUCACAGAAGCUUCAUGCAUCAGAAAUAAAGGCUGCACCAACUGAGCCAUAUCCUCAAACGGAUCAGCUGGGCUACAGUGUAACACACACGCAUGCACGCUCACUCACACUCGCCCUGCUCUGCCUGCCCGCCCGACACAGACGCUCUACUUACAGCGUCGGAGGCAGGACUGAGGCUCACACUAUCAGCUCAGCUUCUCAAUGGGGGGACGUGGCCAAAAGCAGACAGAGCGGUCAUUCCACCGGAGCCUUCCGCCGAGUUCGUGAAAGAGAGGGAGAGAGAGAGAGAAAGACAGAGGAGGGGGGCAACGACGAGCGAGGGCAGGCGGCGAAUGGGGGCAAAUUAGGACCCCCUUUCAUCUCAGCAGAGGAGUUUCGAAAGACUCUGAAAGAGAGAAGAGCAGCAUCUUUGUGGCCGAUAGAGCCGUGACUCUCUCACACACCUUGGUCAGUUUGUGACACCUAUUGUCCUCCCACCUGGUUGCCGUUUUUGAGGGACUCGUGUUGUUUGUUUUUUUUUUUAAAGAAAAAUCACAACAGCAGAAGUCCAGGGUGAUUUUUAUUAAUUUUUUUGUUUCUUUUGUUGGGGCUUACCUGCAAGUGGAAUUCGUGAAGAGACGAUGGAAUUAAGACGGGCAGGCUGUGACUCUGACUAAGCUCCUUUUCUCUAUCUGAACGCACUGCUCAGACUCGACCUCACCAUGUCCUGGUUCUUGGCCAUGUGGAUUAGCCUCGGCUUCCUGCUGCUGUGCCAGGCCACACUCUACCAGACCAUCCAGCAGCACCAUGUGGCCCGACCCGGCCGCACCGACAUCCUCACUCUGGAGGGAGGAACUUGCGAGGUGAUUGCCGCUCACAGGUGCUGCAACAAGAACCGCAUCGAGGAGCGUUCGCAGACGGUCAAAUGCUCCUGUUUGCCCGGGAAAGUGGCCGGAACGACACGCAACAAACCCUCCUGCGUGGACGCGUCCAUUGUAAUUGGGAAGUGGUGGUGUGAGAUGGAACCGUGUCUGGAGGGAGAAGAGUGCAAGACUCUGCCUGACAACUCUGGAUGGAUGUGCUCAUCUGGGAACAAGAUCAAGACCACAAGGAUUCACCCCAGGACCUAACGGCGAGCUCCCGGUUGCAGGACUGCGCGCCAGGCUUUACACCCUUUCUGAACUUUUUGUCUCCUCCCGUUGAACUGACUAAAACUCUCACAUCCACGGCUACCGACUGGCUUACCCCGGGACCGCGGAAAGGAUAUCCAUCCAGAUAAAACAGCUUUGCUCACUUGGUGCCAAGGAUUUGAAGCAGCACUAAUCCCCUGUUUGAUCAAUGAGCCCCGAGUCGGUGACUCUCUCCUCUUCCUGUGGCCAGUUUCCAACCUGCUCUCUUUCUCUUUCCUCACUCUGUCUUUACCUGAAAGCCUGAUACAACUUAGCAGGGGCUCAUUUAGAGGUUGGUCAAAUAUUUUGAAGACAAUCUCCCGGCCCGCCCCGGAGGUGAACCGGUCGAGGGGUGCACACAAAACUAAACGUGAGAUUCACACAAGUGGUUGCGCAAGGGAGUCAAAUUGACCCUCAUUUUCUGUUAUUUCUGUGCAGAAAUUAUUUGUGUUGGACUCACUGAUGGAGACAGAUGCAAUUUCUGAGUGCAGGAGAGGCAGGACUUUCAGGAAGUUGGACCUAUUGGUUGCCUAUGAUGAGAUACAAGAACUCUCCUUCUCCUGGUCUGACUUUACGGCCCCGAGCUUCAUCCGCUAUAAGGGACACGUUGACUUUUACUGCAGGGCAUGCCCAAUGUAGAUUUCAUGAGCACCACAUUUAUUUUAUGUAAGAUCAUUUGUGUAAAUAAACACAUAAAUACACGAAGUACGCUGUAAGAUGACAGGUCCAAGAGGCUGAUAAAUGUGCCAUCCUAAUAACACAUCGACCAGUUCCACAAGGAGCCGCUUUACAAUGUAAGCUUGUGUUGGGGGGGAAAACGGCUGUGAAUGAAGUGUAAUGAUGAGUUCUGGGAUGCUUUUUUUUUUUUUUUUUUUUUUUUUUGUGUCAUUCUGCGACGUUUUCGGCUGGGUACCGGCAAUGCUUGAUGAGGAAGAACAAUGUAUAGAAUCGCCUCAUGUGUGGAAGCAGAGCUGAGAACACUUCUCGACCUUUGGGCCCAGACGCAGCAGGGACUCGGCGCAGCUGUGGAAAAAAUACGAGCAUGAUUAUAAGAAACGGGAGUCGUGUCUCUCUCACGCAGGGGAGACGGAAGAUUUGCUUACAAUGACACAGAGAAAGUAUUAGUCCCAAUGGAUAAAAAUAGCUAUCCCCCCAGUAGAUAUAAGACAGCCUUAUGAGAAAUAAAAUUUGUUUUCUAUACUGAAACGUUGUCUGCCGUUUCUCCCGAACGCCGUCGUGAAAAAUGUUCCUCUUAUCACGGUUUGAUAUGUUGUAAUAUGUGGGUGGAAGAUCUUGUCAGAGAAUCAUUCACAUCAUUGUGUGAGCAAAGUUGUUUUUUGUUGUUGUUUUUUUUUUUGCUCGAGUAAACAGGCAAUCAACAUUGGCGCAAGGAGAGUUUGCAAAUGACUUCCGGGCAUAAGACACGGCGGUGUCUGCCGCAGUCACAAACGAAUCUGCGAUGCUUCAUUUGCACAAUCCCCUCGGCGGCAGAGUGGAUUUAUCAAAACAGAACAUUCAAUUCAUUCAUGCAAUUAGAAUAAAGAUUUUCAAUAUCGGGGGCGGGCAAAAUUCCAGAUGAUUUUCAAUAUCAGCCUCCUCUCUCUCUCUCUCUCCCAGCUGAUAUUAGAUUCGUCUCUGGUCCCCGUGGACGAGCUGGCGCACAUUCAUCAUUUAGGAGCGUGGCUAGUGCGGUGGCGCACGGCGCCUCGCUGAGCAGUCACAGAAGGUAUGAAAGAGACAGACACAUCAAUCUCCCAGCGGCCUUGCCAGAAUCGUGAAGGAAUAUGCAAACUAUGGAAAAAUAAACAUAAAAAACAUGCGAGAGCUGUUUUCCGCCUUGGCUCCUCUGUGGGUCGCCUUCUUUGUUUUUCCUGAUUUUUCGUGGAAUUUAACUUGACUUGAAGAAAGUUAAUUGGAAGGGUUUAUGAUUGGGAUGCACUGAGGAAUUGCCUGGCAAACAGACUCGCGCUUUUGACUUCGGCUUUACCUCAAGAAGUCAAAAGCGCGAUCUUUCCCUGUUUACUAAUAACUUCAUAUCUGGCCGCUAGCAGGUCAUGCUAACUCCUUUUAGCAAGUCACUCAAGUUAGCUAUUUUCAUUAUGUCUAGGUGAAGUCAAAGGAAGCGAAAAAAGCUGUGAGAAGCUUCUCAAUGGAGAAUAUUUUCUAUAGAGGCAUUUCAGUUAUUUAUUCAAGAUGCUACUGUUCGUUUAGCUCUUUCAACGUUUCGUAGAUCAGGACGUUAAUUCAUUCCUGCCUCAGGAACGUUUAAGUUGUUGCAGAGGCAGUAAUGAAUGAAGUUGUUGAACAUUUAAGUUGUUGAAUGGACAUCAGCAGAGGCUGCACUUCAACUUUCAACCUUUUUCACUGGAUUGAGAAAUUAUAGAAGUUUGUUAGAAACUCUUAAGAUUUAAUUUGAGUGAAAAUGUAGAGACCUCGUGAUGUUUAUCUAGACGCGUACUGAAGCAUGUAUUCACAUUGUAAGCUCAGAGAUUUGCAGUUUUCGCCACAGUGAUAAUGUGCCAGUUUAAACUUUGUCUGCUCAGAGGCGAACAGGAAGAACUGAAAGGUAAAUUCUCAGCAGAAUAUCAAUGUAGUUGUGAGUCCUUGUUGUCCCAGGGAGAUAAAUUACCCGCAUGGGGGAGAGAACAAAAAAGAUCCCACCUCAGUUUAUUUAAGCUUUCUUAUUCUUAUUUUUCUUUAACUCGUGAUCUGACCCGUUGUUUUCUUCAUCCGCUGUCUGACGUUUUAAGCAUUAUCGGUCAAAUGGCGAAAAUCUGUGGAGCUUCCAGAGAAUCCUAGCGAACCCCGCGUAUAGACGAGGGAGAUUUAGAGGCUUUUUGUCAGUGCAUGUAUAAAUGUUAAUGUCGUUUAUGCUUAUUGCUAAUCUGAGAUGCUAAAGACAGUGUAAAAUUUCACCUUCUUGCAGAAUAUGUGGUUAUAAAGUAAAUAUUGUGCAGUCCACCUUCUCCCCACCUUCUUCAAAUCAGACACAAUCUGUGUCAAUCAACUCAGCGUUUGUGCAGCACAAUUGUUUGUUUGUGCAGCUUUGGUUUUAAAGGUAUUAAUUUAGGUUUAAAGGUCAUUUUGAUUUAGAAAAAGAGGCAGGUGCUGGUUGACCUCCCGACCUUCAAACUUUUAUUAAUAUCUUCAAAGCCAAAGCAGCACAAACAACAAAAUUUUUUGCUGCACAACUGCAGCACAAACAUUUGAUACCAAUUUUGUCUGAUUUGGAAAAAGGGUGGGGGGUCCAACUUCACUCAGGUGUGUGGCCCUACGUCAAGUUAUAUAGUUUUCAUUUUGAAUGAAUAGCAGAACCCGGCUUUGUUGUGAUUUCUCUUUCGGACUCAGUUCAUCCUCUGAUCUCUGGGUUUCAGUGAGAAACCCUUAACGUCUAAAAUAAAUUGGCCACAGAUCUCUGAUCGGUUCGUCUCUAGUUUCUCAGCAUGUAUGACACAUGGUGGGGGGGGGGGUUUCUUCUAAAAACGAAUAUUUCUGUUUAUUCCUGUGUGUAAUAUUGUGUUAAUCUGUGCAGAUUUCAACCAAAGCACCCAAAAUCCGUAAAACAAGUCAUACUAUAAACAUUAUCAUGUUCAGAGCUCGUGAUGGAAAUAAUGAGUUUCUACAUUCUAUUCAACAAUCUUCUAUUAAGGUUCUAAGUGGAUUUUUUUUCCUGUAAGUUACACAGGGUUUAGAAAUUGAAGAGUUUUUUUUUGUUUUCUAUUACCUUUUAUGCUCUUCUUUGCCGUUUCACGCUAAUCAUGCUGUGGAGGGAGGGAGAAGGUCCUGCUCCAGGUUUGACCGAGCAAAUCAGAACUCCGAGUUUAAAAAGCGGGGCUUGGGCCUCCCUUCCUCUUUGCUGUCUUUGCCAUCCUAAAAAAAAAAAAAAAAAAAAAAAUCAAGACAUCCAUCAAACACAGCCGACCUCCCACAGAAACAGCUAGACAGCCGCAUCCAUAUGUCGCCGGAGAGCUGAUCGACGGUUGACAGCGAGGACAAGUCUUUUCACAGCCAACCUGUGCUAAAAAUGUAGACACUGUUGUUUGUGAAACUCACAGGUUUGCUUUGCA